Molecule: messenger RNA, 1482 nt
Organism: Stegastes partitus (bicolor damselfish)
Lineage: Eukaryota; Metazoa; Chordata; Actinopteri; Pomacentridae
Gene: htr2aa
Product: 5-hydroxytryptamine (serotonin) receptor 2A, genome duplicate a
Exons: 3
Coding region: 1-1482 (493 amino acids)
Biological process (GO): release of sequestered calcium ion into cytosol; chemical synaptic transmission; phospholipase C-activating serotonin receptor signaling pathway
Cellular component (GO): plasma membrane; dendrite
Molecular function (GO): G protein-coupled serotonin receptor activity; neurotransmitter receptor activity
Source: RefSeq, a predicted model, not a curated record
AUGAACCUUCGCGGAGGCAACGUGUCGGAGCUCAUCUCCAACACGGUCCGAGCGGUCACCUCCCUGGAGUCCAACCCCUGGCCUCCGCGUGGGCCCGAGGAAGGCCGGAUGGGCAACGCCACCAGCCCGGGGUGUCACAGCGUCGACUCGCGCCCGGGCAACUGGUCGCACCACCUCGGCGUCGGGGGCGCGUUCGGGUGUCCGCCCUCGGCGCCGCCGGCGGAGAAGAACUGGGCGGCGCUGCUGAUCCUGGUGGUCAUCGCCGUCACGGUGAUGGGGAACAUCCUGGUCAUCCUGGCCGUCUCCCUGGAGAAGAAGCUGCAGAACGCCACCAACUACUUCCUGAUGUCGCUGGCGGUCGCCGACAUGCUCCUCGGCAUCUUGGUCAUGCCGGUUUCCAUGGUGACCAUCCUCUACGAUUACGGGUGGCCCCUGCCCUCCAAUCUUUGUCCCAUCUGGAUCUAUCUGGACGUUCUGUUCUCCACGGCGUCCAUCAUGCACCUCUGCGCCAUCUCCCUGGAUCGGUACAUCGCCAUACGGAACCCGAUCCACCACAGCCGCUUCAACUCGCACACCAAGGCCCGCAUCAAGAUCAUGGCGGUGUGGACCAUCUCAGUGGGGAUCUCGAUGCCGAUUCCAGUUCUGGGCCUCAGAGAUCACUCCAAGGUCUUCAAGGACGGCAGCUGCCUGCUGACAGACAACAACUUUGUGCUGGUGGGCUCCUUCGUGGCCUUCUUCGUCCCCCUCACCAUCAUGGUGGUCACCUACUUCCUGACCAUCAACGCCCUGCAGAACGAAGCCACCCUCUGCCUGGACCAGCUGGUGCCGCGGCCCAAAUGGAGCACCACGUUCACCCUGAGCUUCCUGCCGCAGACCUCGCUGUCCUCCGAGAAACUCUACCGACGCUCGAUUAGCCGCGAGGCCGGAGGCAGGGGCAGCAGCGGCGGGCUGGGCGGCGCCCGGGGCAGCGUCUCCGGCUCGCUGUUCGGACGCCGCAACAUGCAGUCGAUCAGCAACGAGCAGAAGGCGUCCAAGGUGCUCGGGGUGGUGUUUUUCCUCUUCGUGGUCAUGUGGUGCCCGUUCUUCAUCACCAACGUGCUGGUGGUGGUGUGCGACCCGGCGGUGUGUGACGCCGGGGUCAUGGGAGGCCUGCUGAACGUUUUCGUCUGGGUCGGAUACCUGUCGUCCGCCGUCAACCCGCUGGUCUACACGCUGUUCAACAAGACGUACCGCGCCGCCUUCCUGCGCUACGUCCGCUGCCAGUACCAGCCGGAGAAGAAGCCCCUGCAGCUCAUACUGGUGAACACCAUCCCCCCGCUGGCCUACAACUCCACCCAGCUGCCCCUCGGAGACGUCGGGAAGUUACGGAACGGGGCGGCGCACUCCGGCGGCGAGGAGAAGGAGUUCUCUUUACCCGGGCAGGAAACAGACAAGUGCAGGCAGGACAAAAGCCCCGGAGACAAAGACGAGAGCUGCGUGUGA